Messenger RNA from Diversispora eburnea, 1041 nucleotides. The record is from the annotation of a GenBank genome assembly. Lineage: Eukaryota; Fungi; Glomeromycota; Glomeromycetes; Diversisporales; Diversisporaceae.
AUGGAAGUGUUUAAACUUCUGAAUCCUAUCGAAGUAUUUAAUAAAAGAGAAAUCUCUUUAUUGAAUCUCGAAUUUUUCGAUCUAACAAAAGAUAAACUCUUCGCACAUCUCGUUAUUGAACUUAGGAUUCGUGAAAUCUGGGGAUUCAAAAAAAUAUGUUUUUAUGAUUUUGAAAAGGAUUUCAAUUCAAUCGAAGAAGAAAACAAAAAGAUUGAAUUCAUUCAAAAUAAUCUUAAAAAUUUUUUUCCAGAAAAUCACGAAAGAAAAGAUCUUGCAAAACUUGAAAAAAUUAAAUUUUCUCUAUUUUUGAAUAAAAAUUUUGGACAUUGGAAGCCAGAUAAAAAUAAUAAAAAUGAGCUCACAAAUUAUAAUAGAAAGAAAAUUCAACUUGAAAAAAUUAAAGUACUUCAUAAUCUUCUUGGAUUUUACUUGCCAUUUUUCCCUAUAUUGUGGAAAUCAUCUUUUAAUACAUUAGUAGAACAUAUGAAAAUGAAAAUAACGAAUAGUGUUGCUGAAAAUUUAUCAACAUAUCCAACAUAUCCUCCGGAUAUAGAGAAUCUUAUUUCUACUCAUCAAAACGCAUUUAAAAUUUUUGAUAAAAAUGUUGAUUUUAAAUAUAUUGCUGCUAUGAUAGUUAAGUUAAGGGAGAAUAAGUUUUGGGGAUUUGAAAAAAUCAGCUGUGAAGAUAUCGUAUCUAAUUAUAAUAAUAUGGAUGAUGCUCAAAAAAAUUUAUUUAUUCAAAAUUCUACUAAAGAAUAUUUUUCGAAAGGUAGCAAAGAAACAACUGUUAACUUUGAUAAACUUGGAAAAUUGAAAUUUUGCCUCUUUUUACAUGACCAACGGGAGAACUUAAAAAAAGAAAACAUGUCAAAAAAUGAAAAAAGAAAUUUUGAUAUAUCAAAAAAGGUUUAUAAUUUAAACGAAUAUCUUGGUGAAUAUCUUCGAAUAUUUCCCGUUCCAUUUCAUCAUAUGGAUGAUUUUUCUGCCAUAAGAAGAACCCAAUUUGAUGACUUUAUCAAAGUCAUAAGUCAACGACAAUAG